GCUGUGUUGUAGAGAAAAACAUUUUUUUUUGUUUUGGUCGUCUCAAGUCUUGAGCGUCUCCAAGUAUUUGUUUCCCAUUCGCCUGAAAAUUCCCGCAUACCCGUAAUAUACCAUUGGCAUUGUUGCUGAUAAAUGUAUCGGAGCUUGAGUGCAGCGAAAACGAACCAUGGAGAUUGACGUAAAUCGGUCGUGUCGGUCCUGCCUGUGUGAAGGCGAUGCUAUCCAUCCAAUUGGAAAAGCAGCCAAAAGCUUCGGACCCGUGGCAAAGGAUUCGUACAUGUGGAAUAUGUCGUUGGCUGAAGUGAUUAUGGCAUGCACCGUGGUUAAUAUAUCACCGGACGAUGGGUUACCACAGUCGGUGUGUACGGAAUGCUUGCAUCAAGUUCAGCAAGCCUUCCAAUUCAAAGAAAAGUGCGAGGCGGCUGAUGCGAAGCUACGUCACCAUUCAAUCAACAAAUCGGACGAUCCGAUUUCUUUCAUGCCGAUCAAAACCGAAUCCUUUGACAUGGAACGAAUGUUUCAUCCGGAAACGGUACUCGUCACCGAAUUCCAAAUGGAUACGUCCGAUGAUGAGUCACAGACGUCGACGACUGUUGCAAACAUUGACGACGAUCGGCCGGUCAUCAAACGUGAAACGAGCAAGAAACUACACGGCAACGAUUCAUCAGCAACGACGAGCAAGAAACGGCACAGCAGUGUAAGAACGGUGACAAGGAGUGCUGCAAAAGUCAAAAUCGAACAACUGCUGGAUGAUGUCGAUGAAAAGACGUUGUUGGAAGAGGCCGAAAUUCGCGACGACGGACGAUAUCAAUGUAAAUUUUGUGCGAAAACCCUGGCCGAUCGACAAACGUUUCGACUGCAUAUUCGGCUGCACACGGGCACAAACUUGAAACGUUGCCCGAUUUGCGAUCGUGGAUUCGCCAAGAAGAAUCACUUGGAACGACAUUUGGCCACCCAUGAUAAGACGCACAAGUGUACAUUCUGUACGAGAGCGUAUCUGACGACCAACGAGUGCCAGGACCAUGAAAAAUUGUGUUACAAAACCAAGACCGAAUUAGGCCAAGUGAAGAACGAAGACAAAUCACACGGAGAAUCAGUGGAAACAGAGGGACAUGACGACGAGUAUGAUGCAGACGACACCAAUGGCAACAACGAGAGUUUCGGACAAGCGACAAAGCGAUCGAAGAAACCGGAGGGCGGCUUGAAUGCUAACGAGAUUCGAGUGAGGGCAGCACCGAUUCCACUUGACGAUGAAGAACAGCUCCUGAUAAAAAGUGCAAAAAUUGUCGACGAUCGCUAUGCAUGCCCUCUGUGUCCGCGAACGUUGGCACGACGAGAAAUUCUUGUCCUGCAUCUGCGUACCCAUACCGGAAAGAAUUUGCUGCGGUGUCCGGUCUGCGACAAAGGUUUUGCCAAGCCGUACAAUUUGAGCCGUCACAUGAUGCUCCAUGACGGCAAUGCAAAUGUUCGAAUUGACGAGACGAUUGCUAAAGCCGAACAACCGGACGGUUCGUUUUGCUGUACGUUUUGUUUGAAAUCGUUCGUCGAACGGAAAUCGUUUCGCUUGCAUUUACGAAUGCACACCAGCAACAAGCUCGAACACUGUCCGAUUUGCAAUCAAAGUUUCAUGGACGAGGAUGAGCUUAUGCAGCACAUGCCGGUGCAUGGCGAUAGUUUUCCGUGCAUCGAAUGUGAUCAGGUGUUCAAUACGUUCAAAGAUCGAAAAUGCCACACGGAGGCUGUGCACACGGUGAGAAAGGUAAGCUCUGCAACGGGAAAAUUGGCAAGGAAACCGCGCGCAGUGAAAGAGGAAGUGUCUGAUGAGGAGCACGACGACGAAGACGAACAAUUGGUGAACAGUGCCGAGCUGGUUAACGGUCGGUACAAUUGCAAAUUCUGCGAAAAAACUCUGGCCAAUCGAAGCACCCUGAAGCUGCACAUCCGAUUGCAUCUGAAGAAGAAGUUGAAAGUCUGCACGAUCUGUGAUCACGGUUUCUCGAAAAACAGCCACCUGGAUCGCCACAUGAAGACCCACUUUCCAAAGAUACCGGAAUGCAAGAUUUGUCACGCCACGUUCGACUCGUUGCAGGAACAGAAGGCACACACAGCGGCCGCACAUCGAGAUGACAUUCAAACGUCGACAAUUCGAAAGACAAUUGUUCCGUGGACGCAACCCAAUGGCAAGAAGAGCUGCGAAUGUCGCAUCUGCGAUUCGGUUUUCGAUUCGAUUGCAGCUCUUCGAAAGCAUCUAGACUGGCAUGCCGCCACCACUGACUGGAUACAGGAGGUGGACUUGAAAUCGCGCCCGGAAUAUUCUCAAAUGUUCGGUGAAUCGAUGGAUGCUGAGUUAACGAACGAACGUUUGGCCGAAAUGUUGCAGACGAGAUUGAGAGAGAAUUCGGCGGACGUGUUGAAAAUGCAUCGAAUUACGAACGGCCAGGGCUGGGAAUUAUCGCUGACCGAUUCGGAGACGGAUGAUGAUGACGACGAGAGCAACGAACGGAAACGAAAGUUCUACAAUUGCGACGAAUGUCCUCGGCCUCGUAGCUUUGAUCGCUUAUACAAACUGAUGUGUCACAUCAAGGCCGACCAUCCCAACGCUUCGAAGCAAUUUCAGUGCAAGCAAUGCUUGCAAUGCUUCCCGAACGCAACGAUUCUGGACAAACAUCUGCGACAGCAGUGUCAGAACGAUAGCAAAACGCUGCACUGUACAAUGUGCUACAGUCGAUUCACAUGGGCCGACAGUUUAGCCAGCCAUUUCGCUGUCUAUCAUCAAAGUGAGACGAGGCUGCUGGAAUCCAACCGAAUGCGUCGUCCCCAUACGUGCGAUCAGUGUUCAAAGUCAUUUUACACACAAGAACGAUUGGCUGAACAUCAAUUGCGCCACCUUCCCAGAGACAAACGAUUCGCGUGCGACAUUUGCGAUAAGCGAUUCAGUCGAUACGACAAUUUGCGAGCUCACAUGCGAAGCCACAUUCCACCCCAUGAACGGGAAGCUAUUGCCAAGACUCAUCUGUGUUCCUAUUGCGGUGAAGGUUUCGCAAACUCAUCCAAUUUGAAUGUACACAUUCGGAAACACACAGGUGAACGACCAUUCAAGUGUGAUAUUUGUAGCUCCAGAUUUCGGCGGUCCUGCGAUCUGACUUGUCAUCGACGCACUCACACAGGUGAAAAGCCGUACCCGUGCUUGGUGUGCGGUCACCGGUUUUCCCGAUCCAACAAAUUGGUCCGGCACAUGAGGAUCCAUACCGGCGAACGGCCGUACAAGUGCACGGAAUGUGAUCGAGCCUUUACCCAGUCGAACGAUUUGACGUUGCACAUUCGACGGCAUACCGGCGACAAACCGUUCAGCUGCCUGUGUGGCGAACGAUUCAUCACGAAUAGUCUGCUUCAACAGCAUCGGCGGACUCAUGGACACUGAUUGCCGAUUGGACUGGGAUUUGUAUUUGUCGGAGGAAUUAAUCUUCAAUCUCUCACUCGAAUUAGAUUUGGAAUUUAUGUGUUAAGGAAAUGGAUGAGGCGUUGGUACUACAACGAUCGUAAGAAUAAAAAUAAUUUUUGAC
This is a messenger RNA of Bradysia coprophila, 3563 nucleotides long. RefSeq lists its product as uncharacterized. Gene Ontology annotation, biological process: regulation of DNA-templated transcription. NCBI's taxonomy places the organism in Eukaryota, Metazoa, Arthropoda, Insecta, Diptera, Sciaridae. The record is from RefSeq and is a predicted model, not a curated record. Gene Ontology annotation, cellular component: nucleus. Gene Ontology annotation, molecular function: DNA-binding transcription factor activity, RNA polymerase II-specific; zinc ion binding; RNA polymerase II cis-regulatory region sequence-specific DNA binding.